Molecule: messenger RNA, 1814 nt
Organism: Paramisgurnus dabryanus
Lineage: Eukaryota; Metazoa; Chordata; Actinopteri; Cypriniformes; Cobitidae
Source: RefSeq, a predicted model, not a curated record
ACCAAUAGAAACACACAACCUCGCAGCAGAGUUGCGCAGUUGCACUGUGAGCAGCGCAGCCAUUACAGUUUUCCUAAAUCUUUACUAACAGUUAGAUUAGUUAAGUCGACCAAGCAAUUUUCUGUCGACAUAUUGUUAUAGUAAACCGCUGGUGACGAUAUCCGCUCAGUAAAUUUGUAAAACUACACAGACUAAGUUAACACGCAAGGUCUCGCUUGUUUGCUAAUCCCAGUAUAGGCUAACCGAAUUGUUAUCGAGUUUGUUUUUAAUGACAUAAACGGUUUAAUUAAAGUGUAGUUUAAAGAUGGGCACACCUCUUAGAAAUGAGUCGUCUGCAGGAAGCUCCGCGUCUUUAUGCGAUGACCUCACAACUGCAACCGACUCGACUGCGAGCUUAUCUUCUGCACGAGCAGUAGUAACGUUACAGCAGGGAGAGCAACUAAAGGCCCAGGCACCCAUUUUACUCUAUGUUAACAGUCCUAUAUCAUCAUCACCAUUAGUUACCAACAAAGUCCCACAUGGUGGUCGAGGAACAGAGGCAGUUUCUACAUCAUCUGAGUUUACUCAUGAUGCCAUCGUACACCUCAUUGAAGCAAUGCAAAGAUGCAGUGAUAUAUAUAGCUCACGUGAGCGUGCACUUCUCUUCCAGAGUGUUCAGAAAGAGCUUGAGAACCUUGGUCACUCCAUACCUGUAGAGAAGAUUCGCCGUAAAUGGAAUAACCUCCUUGUUACAUACAAGAGGGUUAAAGAUCGAAGCUCAUUGUGUGGAGCCUCUACAAAGACCUCAUGGGAGUACUUUGAUAUUAUGGAUAAUGUUUUAGGGCAGAGCAAUAUUUUUCAGGGAAGCCCUACUUCAGCCACUCUUGUUGGAUUUGCAACCCCAGCUAAAGCAGGUGCAAAGUCAGAUGUACGUCCAUCUAACAGCGUGGCUGCGAUGACCACCCCAUGUCUGCUUUCCACUGGCCUCAUCACAACGCCUUCCCAGAUCCCUACAAUGAUGACGUCUCCAAUGCUGUGCAAAGUUACCCCUAAAAUAAACCCUAAUCCCUCUUGUAGCACAGACACAGCCUCCAUCUCAUCUAAGCCUGCUUCACUGAUAAACCGUCAGCCACUGAAACAGAAAUUGAAGCGUCUUCGGCUCAACUCAUUGGCUACACGUGCGGCCCAACAGCAAGGGCAGGCUGGGGAACGCACUUCACUUCUGCGUAAUUUUCUCACCAGUCAAGAAGAGCGUACGCGUUUACAGGAGCAGCGUCAGCGCAAGAUAGAUGCACGAGAGCGACGCAAGGAGAAAACCGCACGCGCCAUGGCCGAUGCAAUAGGAACGAUGGCAACGGCACUGGAAUUGAUCUCAUCCAAGCAGGAUACCAUUAUUGCUCUACUUCAGAGACUGGCUGAUAAGCAUUAGGGGAAAACUUUACCUUCCUGUUUCUCUUUUACUAAUAUUAUCUUUAUAACAGAUUUGAAUUUUAUUUAAUUUCAUUGCUAUCUCGUUCUUGAGUAAUCAUUAAGUCUACAUAGUUGAUUUGAAAUUCUGUUUCCUAUUUAAAAUGCUUAAGGUAGUUCAAUCUGCAAAAAUUCUGCAAAAAUAAUUAUUUUCAUUUUUUAAUUAACAACAAUGCUUCUCAGUUUUCAGCAUACAAUUUCAAAUAAAGCAAGUAUUUUCUUAAAAGAAAGUAAAGUGUAUGACUUUUUGCUAUCCAUUUACUGGCUUAUGUAAAAAUAAUUGGUGUAAUACUGUAGAUCUCAUUAUGGAACGUCUUUAUAUAUUAUGACGUAAAGAAUGUUAAAAUAAAUCCAAAGCUUGCUAUAUU